UAAGAUAGCCUUGUGUAGUUUUGUGUAGCUUGGAGAUGACUAGGUGUAGUCAUGUACUCUUUCAAGAAGAGUGGAUGAGCUUCAGAGAAGCUUAGAGGACUUUUGGAGACAGUCUAUGAAUGACUGUAACUUUGGCUCAAGGAGCGGGAUCGAAAAGGACGCGUUGCUACUGUGUUUUCACAACUUUGUGCUGCGGGUUGAGGCUUGCUUUGGCGAAAAACGUACAGCCCUAUCCCGGAACCUCCUCCAUCUGCAGAAGAAAUUUGCACACGCCCUGGACUGCACCAUCUUCAAAGGCGGCGCUGCUCCGAAGGCGCAUGAAGGUGCGCGUGGCAGUGCUGCAAGUUGACUGUGCAGGCUGCAUGCAUUGCAUGAAGCUCCGGCGCUCCUUGCAAAGCAUCAUGCAAGUUCAGUUUCGAGGUGUGCGUAGCAAGACUUCCUCAGGUUUAGAUGAGGGAGGACCCUUGCUACGUCAGGGUUUGGCGCUUGGGGAGCCUGUCGAAAUGCCUGUUGCCUGGCGGAAGCGCUUCCCAGAACCUAUGGAUGCACCUGGUUUGAAGGCCACGAGCCGCUUGCAGGAGCUCACCAAACGCAGAGAUCUCCUGAAAAGGCAGCUGGCAGCCAUGGAGGCAGUCGAGGAUCCAGAGGGCGAGGAAUUGGAGAGGAUUCUGGCAAUGAAGGAUCAACUUCUGCUUAUGGAAAGGCAGCUUUCCGAUAGCCAUGAAUGGCCGCUUGGGUGCGCAACAACUUAAAGACCCUGUUUUGUGAUCCUCAAGAUGUGAAGUCCGAUCCUCAGACCGUACAAUCACCGUGCCGAGGAUCC
Durusdinium trenchii is the source of this 823-nucleotide messenger RNA. The record is from the annotation of a GenBank genome assembly. Lineage: Eukaryota; Dinophyceae; Suessiales; Symbiodiniaceae.